AGUGGAGCAAGUGCGGUAGCUAUAGAUAAAAAGAUAGAACAGGCCAUGGACUUGGUGAAGAGUCAUUUGAUGUUUGCAGUCCGCGAGGAAUUUGAAGUGUUAAAGGAACAAAAUAAGGAACUUGUCGAAAGAGUGGGACAAUUAGAGUUCGAAAAUAAUAUUUUACGUGCAGACGCUAAACCUGAAACGUUAGCGAAGCUUCAACCACAGAAAGCAUUACAGCCAUCAACAACAUCUUAA
This is a messenger RNA of Lottia gigantea (owl limpet), 240 nucleotides long. RefSeq lists its product as hypothetical. The transcript has 2 exons. Lineage: Eukaryota; Metazoa; Mollusca; Gastropoda; Lottiidae. Gene Ontology annotation, biological process: regulation of transcription by RNA polymerase II. The record is from RefSeq and is a predicted model, not a curated record. The annotation marks the transcript as partial.